CUUUACGGUAGUCACAUUAAACCGGUAACAGUCGUGAAUGACAUUUGUCCCAAUGCAGUAUUUUCUCUUUUACAAUCAUGAAUGAGAAAUUACUUUAAUUUCAACGAGAUCAGCACUAAAUAACUUGGAUCAUCUUACAAAAUGUCGGAAAAGACAAACCUACAGGAUGCUGAUGGCAAAGUCAGCCGGGUGAUCCGUGUUGGCACCAGAAAAAGCCAGCUGGCUCGAAUUCAGACUGACAGUGUUGUAGAGAAACUCAAGGAGUUACACCCUGAUGUUCAUUUUGAAAUAGUGGCUAUGUCAACAACAGGAGAUAAAAUACUUGACACAGCUUUAUCCAAAAUUGGUGAAAAGAGUCUCUUCACAAAGGAACUGGAAAAUGCUUUGGAAAAAAAUGAGGUGGACCUGGUUGUGCACUCUUUGAAAGACUUGCCAACUGUUCUUCCUGUGGGCUUCACUAUAGGAUCUGUGCUGAAGCGAGAAAACCCCCAUGAUGCUGUUGUCUUGCACCCCAAACAUAAAGGCAAAUGUCUAGACUCUCUAGCCAACAAGAG
This is a messenger RNA of Sinocyclocheilus grahami, 554 nucleotides long. Its product is annotated as porphobilinogen deaminase-like. Lineage: Eukaryota; Metazoa; Chordata; Actinopteri; Cypriniformes; Cyprinidae. The transcript has 7 exons. The annotation marks the transcript as partial. Gene Ontology annotation, molecular function: hydroxymethylbilane synthase activity. Gene Ontology annotation, biological process: heme biosynthetic process. Gene Ontology annotation, cellular component: cytoplasm. The record is from RefSeq and is a predicted model, not a curated record.